Culex quinquefasciatus (southern house mosquito) is the source of this 1585-nucleotide messenger RNA. Its product is annotated as POC1 centriolar protein homolog. Lineage: Eukaryota; Metazoa; Arthropoda; Insecta; Diptera; Culicidae. The record is from RefSeq and is a predicted model, not a curated record. Bases 108 to 1253 code for a protein of 381 amino acids. Gene Ontology annotation, molecular function: protein binding. The transcript has 3 exons. Gene Ontology annotation, cellular component: centriole; ciliary basal body. Gene Ontology annotation, biological process: cilium assembly.
CGAACAAAGUGACAUCCAUGUUUUCAAACUCAGUUUGUGUUGUUUCGAAUAAAAAAAGGUGAAUUUUGCUUAAAAUUACUUCAGUAAUCACAGUAAACUCCGUAAAAAUGACCGAUCCAGUCCUGCUGCGACACCUCAAAGGCCACAAAAGCAAAGUAACGGGCAUUUCGUUUAAUCAGGAAGGGAACCGUUUUGCGACGAGCUCCUCCGACAACACGGCCAUCGUUUGGAAUAUUAACGAGCAGGUGCGAUGCAUGCGGUUCGAGGCACACACCGACGUGGUCAACGAUAUCUGUUGGUCUCCGGCCAACGGUCAGAUAGUGGCCACGGCGUCCAAGGACCGCACCGUUAAGAUCUGGACGCCGGCGCUGAUGGGCAACUGCGACGAGUUCCGGGCGCACACGUCCAACGUGCGCUCGGUGGACUUUGACUCGCGCGGACGGAAGUUGAUUACGGCCUCGGAUGAUAAGUCGAUCAAGCUGUGGCGCGUUUCGAGGAAGCACUUUAUUUCGUCCUUCACCGGUCACACGAACUGGGUUCGGUGCGCGCGGUUCUCGCCGGAUGAUAAGCUGAUUGCGUCGUGCGGAGAUGACCGCACGCUGAAGCUGUUCGAUCCCAACUCGGGCCAGUGCGUGCACAGCUUCGUGGACCAGAAGGGUGCCGGCAAUAAGGUGGCCUGGCAUCCGGACGGAUCGCUGGUGGCGAUUGCGUUGGACAAUGCACGGGUGAAGAUCUUCGACAUUCGGAUUAGGAAGCUCAUCCAGUAUUAUCGGAUAUUCGAGGGUGCCGUGAACUCGCUGGACUUUCACACGUCGGGCCAUUACAUGAUCACGGGAAGUGACGAUGCGGCGGUGAAGGUUAUCGAUCUGCUCGAGGGACGACACAUUUACACGCUGACCGGUCACACCGGACCGGUGACGGCGGUCAAGUUCAGCAAGGAUGGCCAGUUGUUUGCGACGGCGAGCGAGGAUCGGCAUAUCAUGCUAUGGAAGGUCAACUUUGCCAGCGAAACGUCGGACAACUCGCUGUACUCGUCCGAGUGCAGCGACCUGCAGCCCCAGGAUGCUCCCAAACAGCUAGCUCCUCCGUUCAGCAAGAAGCUCACGUACGACGAAAGCCGCGGCACCGACGACGACGACGAGGGCUCCCGCUUCAACGAAAACAAGGAGAACCACCCGGACACGAGCAUCCUGGUGGACGCCCGCAAGACGGACAACUUUCACCUGACGGACGCGAUCGAGGUUUGCGAGUGACUCUCUUUACCUCUAUCUAUUUGUGUGACUUUAGGUUUAAGCUUUUGGUUUUCUAAGGAAAUUGUAAUAAGACUAUGCAAGAGUCCGCGGGUGCGCUGCCGGUCCGAGUCGUGUCUGAGUCCGGCGUCCCCCGGAACGGUUCAGGAAGCGGACGUAGCGAGUCCGGUGGAGGCGGUUGAGAGGCGAUUUUUGCGUAAAUUUAGGGCGCUUGAAACGGUCGUGGCCGGGCUCGAACGCAGGAUCGCGAUGCUUGAAGAUGUUGUGCUGAAUCGAAGUUGAGGGAAGUUUCGUUCAUGAUUGUUCGUUCAUUUGCGCGUGUACAUAAUUUCAAA